AGGCGGUACAAGCUUUGUUGUUGUUUUUGGUAAUGGUUUUAGGUCGUCGACAUAUAUCAUUAUUUUUUUUAAACAGGCCGAGCUCGGAAAGAGUUGGAGUUAUACAUUUAAGGACCCUGACAUCUUUGUCUUGUUGAAGCCGUAACGUAAGGUUUAUUUAUUUAUUUUUAUUAUUAUUAUUUUUUUUACUUUUUAGCUGAAUCCGUCUGCUGAGGAAAAAAUAAAGAUGAGUUGCCAGUACCAGCGCAGUGUUCCGUUCGAGUUCAGAAAAUUGGAGGGAGAGAGAGUUCGUGCCAAACAUCCAGACAAAAUUCCGAUCAUUGUAGAGAGAGCUGCCAGAUCACGUGCCCCUGAACUUGACAAAAAGAAAUACCUCGUUCCAUCAGAGCUGACAGUUGGCCAGCUGUGCUUCCUGAUCAGACAGCGAAUCUCCAUAAGGCCAGAAGAAGCACUCUUCUUUUUUGUUAAAAAUUCCCUUCCUCCUUCCAGCUGCCCGCUUUCUGUUGUAUAUGAGGAACACCACGAGGAGGACCUGUUCCUGUACAUGACCUACAGCAAUGAGAGUGUGUACGGUGCCUGAGAGGAUCAAAAAGUUGGAAUGGAAGGACGAGGGACUUUGGCCAAUGAGAGAAUUUGGGGCAUGAUAGAGGAGGGGAUGGAAUUUAAACAGUGGUGUGGUGAUAUUAUUAUUGUUUUACCACUAUUAAUCCAUUUUGUAUGAAGCUAAGCUUACAGCGUUGAACAUCAGUGUGGUUUUGUAGGAUGAAACUGGUUUGUGUUUCAUUACAAUGGGUUUAAUUACGUUUAACAAUGAAAGUAAGGCAUUGCAAUGUAAAUAUAAGUGAGGGAGGGAGAGAAGGGUUGUAAAUGACACAUAAAAAAGUUAAUGGGGACAGUUUCAAGAUCGUGGUGCAGUACAAAGUCUUCCCACAAUUCCAUGACCUGUGUCCCAGGAGUGACUCAUCUGUAUUUAAGGAAAAUAUUAUUUUUUGUAAAGGUAUAUGAUCAAUUUUUGCGGUAAAAAAAAAGACAAAUAUGCAGUGUUGUGUUGGUGUGGGUUUUUUAUUUUCAUAAAAACAAUUAAGUUAAAUGUUUGUGGACAACUGACCAUCACACCAAUAUGUGCAUUUUGAACAUCCCAUUCCAGUCCCCCUUUGCUGUUAUAAUAACCUCCAUUCUACUGGGAUGACUUUCCACUACAUUUUGGAGUCUGGCAGUGGGGAUUUGCUCAUUAAGCCACAAGAGCAUUAGUGAGUUUGACACUGAUGAGGAGGCCUGGUGCACAGUCCGCAUUACAAUUUAUCCUAAAGGCAUUCAGUGGGCUUGAGGUCAGGGCUCUGUGCACAUCACUCAAGUUCUUCUACACCAACCUUAUCUAUCAGACCAUGUCUUCAUAGACCUUGCUUUGUGCAGAGUGGCAUUGUAAUGCUGGAACGGGUUUGGGCCUGUUAGCUCCAGUGCAGGGAAAUUGUAAUGCUACAGCAUACAAAGGAGAUUCUAUACAAUUAUGGGCUUCCAAUUUAGUGGCAACAGUGUGGGGAAAAACCACAUACAGUGUGAGUGUGAUGGUCAGGUGUCCACAAACUUUUGGCCAUAUACUUUAUGGAAAUCACCACAAAAA
Messenger RNA from Ictalurus furcatus (blue catfish), 1621 nucleotides. RefSeq lists its product as uncharacterized. Gene Ontology annotation, molecular function: ubiquitin protein ligase binding; GABA receptor binding. The transcript has 5 exons. The coding region runs from base 227 to 580 and encodes 117 amino acids. Lineage: Eukaryota; Metazoa; Chordata; Actinopteri; Siluriformes; Ictaluridae. The record is from RefSeq and is a predicted model, not a curated record. Gene Ontology annotation, biological process: autophagosome assembly; autophagy of mitochondrion; macroautophagy. Gene Ontology annotation, cellular component: autophagosome membrane; autophagosome; cytosol.